Sycon ciliatum is the source of this 1683-nucleotide messenger RNA. RefSeq names its product polycomb group RING finger protein 3-like. NCBI's taxonomy places the organism in Eukaryota, Metazoa, Porifera, Calcarea, Leucosolenida, Sycettidae. Gene Ontology annotation, cellular component: PRC1 complex. Bases 167 to 1087 code for a protein of 306 amino acids. The transcript is spliced from 10 exons. Gene Ontology annotation, biological process: regulation of transcription by RNA polymerase II. The record is from RefSeq and is a predicted model, not a curated record.
GUGAACAGUCCUGUAUCGGCACAGUUGAAUCAUUGAAUGUUGCUGUCUUCAUGGUCUCUGCCUUCGGGUUUGCUGAAAAUCUUCGUUGGGAAAGAACACACAGCGCUGUGAACGGUAUUGACUAUUGUACUACUCCCUGCUGUGAACCAACCCAAGAAUCGCAGGUAUGACCGGAACUGAGCCGGACGCUUCCACACGGCCGGGCAGUCCAACUGCAGACAACAAGGCGAAGAAGCCAACAAUGCGUGUUGCGCGAAGCGACCGGCUGACCAUGGUGACGUCGCCUGAAACACGGGACCGGGAACUGCUACAUGUACACGGCAAAGCGAGGCCAAAGCCUGCGCGUACUAUAAACGUACGGGAUUUAACUCCACACAUCACAUGUGGCCUGUGUUCUGGGUACUUGGUAAACGCAGCCACCGUCACUGAGUGCCUACAUUCUUUCUGCCGAUCAUGCAUUGUCAAGCACCUGCACGUCAAGCGGGACUGCCCGACGUGUCGUAUUGUCAUCCACGAGGCCUAUCCGCUUCACUAUGUGCGUAUGGAUCGCACAAUGUCUGAUAUCGUCUACAAGUUAGUCCCAGGGCUGCAAAAAGACGAGAUUGAGAGGGAGAGGGCAUACAACGAGGAGCACGGCAUUGUUCCUGAAGUCCAAUCUGAUGCCGAGCCAGAGAAUAACCCGUCAUUUGCUCAGCCGUCAACAAAUGGUGUGCAAUCCGUUGCAGCACCGUCAGCUGCAUCCACUACCGCCCAGUCACGAUCGCCAAUGGCAUCAUCCGAUCCGGAUAGCGACGGGCUGAUCGCAAUCCACCUGAAGAGAAGAGAUCCGAAGGAAGUUGUUGGGAAGAGAUCGCCAACGAAGAAGCUUCAGCGGCCGUUCAUCUGUAUGUCGUCGAAAGCCACUGUUAACAUUCUGCGCAAGUACAUCAAGACCAAGCUCUCGCUGUCCGAUACCGCCAAUGUCGACGUUCUAUUCGACGAUCAGGUACUCGGCAAGGAGCACUCGUUAGAAUUCCUCUCUCGCACUCGCUGGAGGCUGAAAAAGACUGAUGUGGUCGACCUAACAUUCACUGUUGCUGUGCCAUAGGUCUAGUUCAGCUCGACGUAGUUCAGCUCAACGUGCUAUCACCAGAUCUCAAUGUUUUAUAGGCUGCCAGUGAAGUGUGCUGUGUGUGUGUGGUGUGUGUGUGUGUGUGUGUGUGUGUGCGCGUGCGCGUGUUUGAUGCGUUUAGUGUGGCUGGAGAUAUGUUUUUAUUAGGCUUUUUAAAAGCGCUGAGUGCGCGCACGCGAGUCAGAUUGCGUGUCUGGGUACUUUGAUUGACACGUGUGGCUAUCUCUCUCUGUCUUGCUACUCUCCACUCUUGCCAUUCUAGGUGUAGGGGCUACUUCACUUUCUCUCUCUCUCUCUCCCCUUCUCUUUCUCACUGCUCUUAUUAGUUUUAGUCGGUGUUGAAGUCUAGCUUUACUAAGCAAGGCUGCAGUGUGCACAUCUAGCCGUGUCCCUUUUGGCCACGUUCAUGUUCUUCUGUCCUUUUUUCUUUCUUUUUUUACUCUUUAACACCCGAUGAUUGCAUUCUCUCUGGCGUAUCCCUGUUGCCGGCACUGGUCGACUGACUCUUGUCACCGUGCACCUGCUGAUUUGACUGAAGUCAUGUUGAAACUCUAAGGAAAUGUAGCCUAUUU